Molecule: messenger RNA, 2371 nt
Organism: Dermacentor andersoni
Lineage: Eukaryota; Metazoa; Arthropoda; Arachnida; Ixodida; Ixodidae
Product: pseudouridylate synthase TRUB1-like
Biological process (GO): tRNA modification; mRNA pseudouridine synthesis
Cellular component (GO): nucleus
Molecular function (GO): RNA binding; pseudouridine synthase activity
Source: RefSeq, a predicted model, not a curated record
AGCCAGCCUGCGGGGAGACGCUUCUGGCUCUACUGCGCAUGUUGGUUGUAAUAGUUGGUUGUUGUAGUGGUUCUUUAUUCUAUGGUAGUGUCGUGUGUCGUGCUCCACCUGUUGCCUAGGUAGUUUUAAAAUGAGCUCGACGUCGCUUAGUAAACGUCUGAUAGUGAAAGACUCUAGAAAGAUUUUGCGUGCGAUAUUUCCUGUGCUUAAGGAGAAGACCGAAGAUAUCAAAGACAUCACCGAAAAGCUGAAGCUGGUAUUCAACCAUGAAUUGGACAUUCGACUUCAGGCCUAUGGUAUUAAUGUUGCUGCGAUUGGGCAUUUGGAGGCUUCUGCAAGAGGUGUGAUUGGUUACUCUGUGGGAGCAAGCAAAACUGCAUUACGGUGGCUGAGACUUUCCAACAGGAAGUUUGUCAUCAAGGGAUGUUUUGGUAUUGAAACGAGCACUUAUAAUUCUCUGGGAGAGGUUGUUGGGACAGCUCCAUAUGAUCACAUAACAGAAGAAAAGUUGAUGCAGAUGUUCCCACAGUUCCUUGGUCAAAUCAAACAGGCAGUCAACCCUUAUGAUGGGCCUUUGCCUCAGUCGGAGAACCAGCCCAUACGAAACCAUGUUGCCGUCAUGGAGCAUCUGGCCAUUUGUCAUAGCAUCAGCUGUUCUAUGCUUAAUCUGCCUCACUUUUCACUAGAAAUAGUGUGCGGGCCGGGCUUUUCACCUCGAGUAUUUGUGCACGACUUGGGAAAAGCAUUGGGUAGCUGUGCUCAUGUGACACACAUGGAGUUGACACAGUACGGUCCCUUCACACUUGAGCAUGCACUACCAAGCUACAGAUGGACAUGGGAAGAAGCCAGAGUGACAUCUGAGAAGCUGCGUAGCCUUUGGUCCGCCCAUAUUGAAGAUGUUCGAAGGGAAAUGAAGGACAAAGCUGACCACUUCAAGAAUGUCGCGAGGUACUUUUAACACAAAUUGGAAAUUCACAGGUUUACAAUAAAUUAUGUUACACUGAUUUAUCAAAUGCACAGGUUUACAAUAAGGUUACACUGAUUUAUCUUCAGCAUGUUUUUGCUCUUUGUUUCCUUUAUUAGUCUUCAAAAAGAAGAGAGAGGGAAGAACAGGUAUGAAUACAAUUCACAUUUGAGUUUAACGAAAGAUUUGGUAUCUUUGUUUACAAAGAAAAUUGUGCUAACAAUGCAGAGUUUGCAAUCCACUACUAACUCAUAUUUUGCAUGUUGUACGAGAAAUGUACAUUGCAAAUGAUCCUUAAAAAUGUGAGUUUUUUUUAAGAGUGCAAGAGGUUCUGCAAAACGUGUAGCCACCAUUUUUAUUUGCUUGAAAUCUUUUUAUGUCAUUGCCUCAUAACUGGGACGAACAGAUGCCCAGGCAUUCUUGCGGCAAACAAAAAAAUUACAACGUUCAGACAUUUGCAGAUUUGCGUACAUAGUGUGUAUAAUUUUGCACACUGCUGUUUUGCUCAGAUUUCAUUGCAAGUACUAGUGACUUAAUAUAGUGGACUCUCUUUAAACAGAACAUCAAGAGAGCAGAGUUAAUUGGUUGCGUUUAUCAGGAGUUCUAUUUACUGAGAGACAAAGCUGAAUACAAUUGCAUGAAUACAAAACUAACCAACCAUGAGGAUAGUGUUCCGUUUAAGUGGCACUUCCAUUUAAGCAAUUUCCAUUUAUUGAGGUUCCAUUGUACUUUCUAGCAAGCAUCCAUAAAUAUUUAGAGCCAAAUUAUGGGCACAUUGGAGUGAACUAUAUCAGCUUCUGGGAUUUCCAAGUUUCACACUGUUUACUAAAGCAUUGUAAAAUUAUAACUGCAAACAUUUUCUUUGGCAGACUUAGUAUUUCUACAACAGUAUAUUCAGUGCAUGAAGGCACAUCACCUAAUUUGAUGAGCCUUACUUGCAUGGAGAGCAUAACGCAUAGGAUGAGUUGUUUAAGCAAGGCCAGCAGCCAGCAUAGGACAAUGAUCUUCAUGUUUAAAAAAUCUAUUGACAUAAAAUACAGUCAACUGUGUCAUUGCUGGUCGUGUUUUGUGGACAGACAAGGAAAGCUGUUAAAUUCAUGCUUUUUAAAAGCGUUAACACAAGUCGAAUCACUGCUUCAGAAGUACUUCAGAAGUACUGCUUCAGAAGCGGUUCUCUCUUGGCAUUGGUACCAAAGUAUUGCUAGACAAGCAGGGUGCUAAGCGAUUUGACAUUGGUGUUGCUGUCAUUAAUGAGGUUGUGCCUUACUGGAAGCUUUUGUGCAUUGCAUGGUUACUUUUUGUACUACAUGAGUGCGCUCUGUGAAUGAAGGUGUGAGCACUGCAUGGUGAAACAAAUGAUGCAAAAUAAAUAGAAAAAGGCUCACAGUUUCACAGCAAUUUUGUUUA